Abrus precatorius (Indian licorice) is the source of this 1671-nucleotide messenger RNA. RefSeq names its product aluminum-activated malate transporter 8. Lineage: Eukaryota; Viridiplantae; Streptophyta; Magnoliopsida; Fabales; Fabaceae. Gene Ontology annotation, cellular component: plant-type vacuole membrane. Bases 1 to 1671 code for a protein of 556 amino acids. Gene Ontology annotation, biological process: malate transport. The record is from RefSeq and is a predicted model, not a curated record. The transcript has 7 exons.
AUGGAUAUUGAGUCAAUAAUGCAAGCAAACAAGGCUGGGUUUUUUGCUCAAUGGGGAAACAGCCUCAAGGCUUUGCCUAGGAACUCCAAGGCCAUGGUUAUCAACUUCACAAGGACCAUAAAGAAGAUUGGACAAGAUGACCCCAGAAGAGUAAUUCACUCAUUAAAAGUGGCAAUUGCUCUCACAUUGGUGUCCUUGUUUUACUACUCGAGGCCUCUUUAUGAUGGAUUCGGAGUUGCGGGAAUGUGGGCUGUUUUGACAGUGGUGGUAGUAUUUGAAUUCACAGUAGGUGCAACCCUGAGCAAAGGUUUAAAUAGAGGAUGUGCUACAUUAUUGGCUGGUGCUUUAGGGGUUGGAGGUCAACACUUGGCUACUGCUUUUGGAGAAAGGGCAGAACCUAUUGUCCUUGGGAUCCUUGUCUUCAUUCUAGCUGCAGGGUCAACAUUUUUCAGAUUUUUUCCAAAGAUCAAAGCAAGAUAUGACUAUGGGGUGGUGGUUUUUAUUUUGACAUUCUGUUUGAUUACCGUCUCGGGGUACAGAGUGGAGCAACUCUUCGAGCUUGCCCAUCAGAGACUUGCAACAAUUUUAAUAGGUGCAACAGCUUGCAUGGUCAUCUCUAUUUUCAUUUGUCCAGUAUGGGCAGGUGAAGAUCUUCACAAGUUGGUAGCUUCCAACAUAGAAAAGCUAGCAAAUUACCUGGAAGGAUUUGAAGCAGAAUAUUUUCAUUGCUCAGAGGAUAAACAAAAACCCGAGAAGUCAGUUCUCGAAGGAUAUAAAAAUGUUCUCAAUUCCAAAGCAAGCGAGGAGUCCUUGGCAAAUUUAGCAAGGUGGGAACCAGGACACGGUGGUUUUCGUCUUCGUCAUCCUUGGAAACAGUACUUGAAGAUUGGAACACUUGCUCGAGAAUGUGCUUACAAGAUUGAGACUCUUAACAAAUAUCUCAACCCGGAAAUCCAAGCAUCUUCGGAAUUCAAGUGUAAAGUUCAGGAGCCAUGCGCGAAGAUGUGUUCAGAAUCUAACAAGGCGUUGAAGGCAAUAUCUUCAUCAAUCAAAACAAUGACAUGCCCAUCAUUUGCUAACAGCCACGUAGAAAAAUCAAAAACUGCAGUUGAAGACCUCAAAAUUGCACUAGAAAUAGUUACGUUGGAAGAUGUAGAACUCUUGGGCAUAGUCCCAGUUGCCACAGUUGCAGCAAUACUAGAAGAAAUCACCAAGACCGUGGAGAAAAUUUAUGAAUCAGUUUCCGAGCUUUCUCAUUUAGCUGAUUUCAAGAGUAUUUUAGAACCCAAUGUGUCACCAGAGAAGCCACCCCUACUUCAUCGGGGUAUCAUAAAACCUGUUGUGGACAUUGAUAACACCGUCAAUCAUGUUGAAAUUACGAUCCAAGAGAUAAAUACAAACUCGCCAGAAAAGGGAAAAAAACACCCUCAAAAUCCCCGAACAAUUAUCCCAUCUUUGUUUGCUGAUAGUAAAAGCAGUGCAUCAUGCAUUUCGGCACAACCGCACAAGAUACUGAAUAUGAUACAGAAUAGCAGAGGUAAGUAUGGGCUAAAUCAGACAUUCCCCUAUGAUCAGAAACUGGAAGAUUCCAGUACCUUAGCACAGGGUGAAGGUUAUCUUGAAACCCAAGUGUUAGUAGUAGACUUGGUCAAUGGGAAUCACAUGCUAUGA